Messenger RNA from Malania oleifera, 2192 nucleotides. RefSeq lists its product as uncharacterized. Gene Ontology annotation, biological process: acetyl-CoA biosynthetic process; malonyl-CoA catabolic process; positive regulation of fatty acid oxidation. Gene Ontology annotation, cellular component: mitochondrial matrix; peroxisomal matrix. The transcript is spliced from 16 exons. The coding region runs from base 157 to 1797 and encodes 546 amino acids. NCBI's taxonomy places the organism in Eukaryota, Viridiplantae, Streptophyta, Magnoliopsida, Santalales, Ximeniaceae. The record is from RefSeq and is a predicted model, not a curated record. Gene Ontology annotation, molecular function: malonyl-CoA decarboxylase activity.
GGGUUGUUGGUUUUCUUUGAAGGCGCGAAAGGCAGGGAAAUCCGUAGAACACAGACGCGUGGAAAAUAAAACCUUUUAGUUACUUCGUGAAGAUGAGGUGAGACCAGAGAGAGAGAGCUCAGAUCGUUGAAUGGUGUUCGUUUUAAGGAAUUGAGAAUGAACAGAAAGGGACUCGCCAUACUGUUGAGAACCAGAAUGAGAUCGCCUUCUUCCAAUCCCUCCAAGCUCCCCCUCUUGCCUUCUAUGAAUGAUUUUAAUCGAGUGUCACCAAGCUCCGAAGGCAGCCAAGGGGAUGGACAAAUUCCGCGACGCACUGCAGAGGAAGGAAACGAAAGAGCUUCUCCGAAAUUUGAUGCAUUGUGCAACACUGAGAGAGACUUUGAGCUUGUGCGAGAGUCGAUGCAUUCGGCCAUAUCAAUGAACAAAACAGAAGUUCUAGAUGCUGUACUAUGCAAUUUCACGGAGGGUUAUUUCACACUCUUUCCUGAAAGUCGUCGGAGAUUAUUACUUGUACUUGCUCGAGAUUAUGAUCUCAAUAGAAUGCAAGUUUAUGAACUGCUAAAGCAAUAUCUUGGACUUGAGCUUCCUAGUGACGAAGCUCGGCCAACUGGUUACGAAGAGGAAGGCUUGCUUUCUGCUUUCUAUAGAACUGAAAGAAAUUUGAGACAUGCUCUAAAACCUAUGUAUGAAGUACUGUUUGAACGACUCAACACACACCCAGGAGGGUUGAAGUUCUUGACCAUUCUCCGAGCUGACAUUCUAUCUAUUCUCGCGGAGGAAAAUAUUGCAUCUUUAAGAGCUCUAGAUUCUUAUUUGAAAGAGAAGCUUAUUACAUGGCUUAGCCCUGCUGCAUUAGAGCUUCACCAGAUCACUUGGGAUGAUCCUGCUUCUUUUCUGGAGAAAAUUGUGGCAUAUGAGGCUGUGCAUCCAAUUAGCAGUCUAAUAGAUCUUAAGAGAAGGUUGGGAGUUGGUCGCCGUUGUUUUGGAUACUUGCAUCCUGCAAUACCUGGUGAACCGCUUAUUUUUAUUGAAGUUGCACUUUUGAAGAAUGUUGCUCAGACAAUACAGGAGGUUCUGUGGGAUGAUCCUCCCAUUCCUGAAUGUGAAGCAACAUGCGCAUUGUUUUACUCUAUAUCAUCAACUCAGCGUGGCUUAGCAGGAAUCAACCUAGGAAAAUUUCUUAUAAAGCGUGUCAUUGAACUUGUGAAAAGAGAUAUCCCACAUAUUUAUAAAUUUGCAACACUUAGCCCAAUCCCGGGGUUCAUGCAAUGGCUCCUGUCCAAAUUAGCAUCUCAUUCAAAGCUUGCUGAAGCAGAGACUCUGAAUGUUGCCCAUUCAUCAGCAGAUGGAUUUGGUUCCACAUUCCAGGAGAAUAUACUUCAGCCAGAAGAAGAAAGGGCACUUUUGGACUCAUCUGUGGAAUCUGUUGCUGGGAAAAAUGGAAUGGAAGUGAUGUGGAACCUGCUGACAUCAACAAACUAUGAGUGGACUAAUUCAGAUGGACUAUUGCCAGUGUUAAAGACUCCUUUAAUGCGACUUUGUGCUAGAUACCUCCUGCAAGAGAAAAAGAGAGGAAAAGCUCUAGAUUCUGUUGCUAAUUUUCACUUGCAGAAUGGUGCGAUGAUUGAAAGACUGAACUGGAUGGCAGAUCGAUCAGAAAAGGGCCUUCUUCAAAGUGGAGGUAUCAUGGUAAAUUAUGUUUACAGGCUGGAGAAUAUCGAAGAAAAUGCUCAGUCAUAUUUCAGCACAGGGUAUAUCCAUGCUUCAAGUGACCUCAUCACUAUAUCGAGCUUGUGAAGAAAAAUGAAGCAAUGGAAGUUUAGUUGCUAUGGGCGGAAAGGGAUUUUCUCAAUUUAUGGAUGAUGUGUUACUAUUCUACGAGAAAAGAGAACCAUGUACAAGAAAAUUAUUUUAAAAUAUUUGUACUCCAGAUAAUGGUGCUAUUUUAGCCGGUAGAAAAUGGACCAAAAGCUUAUAUGGCCCAAAGAAAUUGCUUCAUCAUUUUUUUUUUUCAUAAAAAAAGUGAUGGACUGGUGACCUGACUGUAUCAUUUUGUUUUGACUAGGACUUGACACCCAUUUGCACCCAUUUUUUAUUUUCUGUUGAGUUUCGUAGUUGAACAUCUUGUUCUAUAGAAUCUAUACAAAUAUACAAAUAUCAAUGGAAUACAUUUUGUACUUUCCUAAAGCAAA